This is a messenger RNA of Debaryomyces tyrocola, 1584 nucleotides long. The record is from the annotation of a GenBank genome assembly. NCBI's taxonomy places the organism in Eukaryota, Fungi, Ascomycota, Pichiomycetes, Serinales, Debaryomycetaceae.
AUGGCAUUGAAGUUGAAGCUUAAGGUGCCUUCUACAGGUCCAGGCCAAUCGAAUGGGAAUGGGAGCAAUAAUCAAGCUAGUUCAUCAGGACUCCCAAAACUUAAAAUAAAACCGCCAAAGCAAAAGGAGAAUAAAGUUACUAAGAAACAACAAGAAGCAGGUGCUAAGCAUAAGAAACUAAAACUCAAUAUAAAGCAGAAGAAUCCAGAAAUAGAUAAUAUAGGUAUACGAGGAAAUGGUGGACAGCCAACUAGAUCUGUUCCUAAGGUUAGAAUAAAACCAACCAGGGUUCCAGGUGAUGGAUACGAUUCAGAGGCACCAGAUCUUGAAGACGACCCAUUGAUUGAACAAGGUAUAAUAAUACGAUUUCUAAAUGAUGCAAACCUAGACUUUGUACAUAAUGCAGUUGAUUCUGGAGAUCUUACAGGAUUAAAUAUUAAAUGGGUGACUAAAGUGAAGGCAGUUGUCAAUGUUAACGGUACAUUAUAUUCAGCAAAGUUACUUGACUUACCAACUAUCACCGAGUUGUACAAAACUAUUGACAAGAAGAAUAUCUUUAAAACUUUUGACAUUUGUCAGAUAUUGUUGGUGUUGUACCCAGUGAAUCCAUCAGAUUUGAAUUUGGAGAGGGAUUUCGAGGUGCCUAGCGACUUGACACACGUACAUCCUCUUUAUAAGAUGUCACCAAAACAUGAAUUAAAACCGACUAAGACUGUGCUUAAGAAUGGUCUUAUAUACCCAUUUGAAGAAGUGUACAGGAGAUUCAAGCCACGUAAAGUUAACCAUAGAGUUGUUGAAGAUAUAGAACAAAGGAUCGACGAAUUGAUUAGGCUUGAUGAUGAAGCGGAAGAAAGCCAUUUUGAAAUCGUGGACUUGACUAAACAACAAACUAAUCAGCAUAGAUUCAGUAAUAUUAGUGGAACACUGUCGGCUGUGGCAACCCCAUCAGCAAUUUCGACAGACUUACAGGCGCAAUUUAAUAAUGGGAGUGAAGACGAAGAGGAACAAGAAAUGCUCCCUCAAAGCGAUGAAGGUGAUUUGGAAGAAGAGUUGGCUAAAGCACUUGAAAAUGACGAAACUAUGGUAGGUGACAUAAACAUGGAGAAUGAGGUUGAUGGCGAAGGUAUAGAGGAAGAAGAGGGACAAGAAGAGGAAGAAGAAGAGGAAGAGGAAGAUGAAGAUGAUGAAGAAGAUGACGAAGAUGAUGAAAAUGAUGAAAAUGACGACGAAGAUGACGAAUCAAAGGCAGAUAAAGAACAUGUAAAGAUGCUAGAAGAAGAAAUUGCUGACUUGGAGAAUGCUGUGGAAGUCCAUAGAAAGGGACUUGCCUCUGCCACUCACAAGAUGAUGAAGAUGAAGUUCCAAACAAGCUACAAUACCUUGAAAGCUUCAUUGGAUACUAAGAAGAGAGAGUUGGCCAAAAUCGUCAGCGAUCAGCAACAAUUACAACAAAAAAUGGAUCCAAAUAAAGAUACUAAUACGGAAACUUUUGGCUCAAAUCAAUAUCUUGAUGAUCACGACGACCAAGAAGAGGAAAACGGUACACCUGAUGAUAACCUUGACGAUAUAGAUGACUUAUUCUAG